AGUGCUGCAAAACACAACAACAAUUCCAAAGAGUGUUCUGUUCGGUCGGAAUUUUUUCAUGUGCCCGUGCAAUUAAACAAACCUUUUAAUAAUUCCCCAUUGCACGCCCUCAUACGCAUGUAUGUCGCGGGGAUAAUUAAGCAUUUUCGAUUAUCGAACUGUUGCAGUCGUUGCGUGAAUGUCAAAAUUCAAGUUGUUCCUUGGUUCAAAACGUCGCCGAGAAGCCCCAUGAGCAGGAGAGCCGUAGCUGUGACAGAAAAACGCAUCAGUGACUACGCCGUGACUAGAUAUUCCGUGGUCCGGUAAGGAGCGUAUUCCGGGUGCCAGUCCCCGUGCUCGCAGGUGCUUGCAGGACGCACUUAGAUGCCACGGGCGGGUGGGCGAGGACGUGCCCAGGACUAAAGCUGUCACCAGCAGAAGGAUCACAAACUGAGGCACAAUAGAACGCCACAGCACGCCACCCCUCUAGUCCUCUAGUCCCAUCUGCGCUACGCAGAUACGUAAAAAAAUAAAAUAGAAAACCUCCAACGUAUUUGGAAUCGGAAUCGGAAGCAGCAGCAGCAGCAGCAGCGACUGGCCAGUUUCCGCAGAGCAGUUGCAGGCACAGUGGCGUCCACACGGCGCCUUGGCAGCUGUGCUACCUGAGAACUUUGCGAGGAGUGGGUCGAGGACACCGGGCAGCAACAGUUUGUUCGAGGAAUUCGAAUGGCAUUUGGUUGUUUCGCUAGCCUGUUGCCGCGUUGCAUGCCACACAAAAGAUGAACAAUGAACACACGCCGUCAGCAUCGGACAUAUCGGCGGAGCGGAUUGCGGCCACGGGCACAGGAUCAGGAGCAGGAGCUGGAGCAGGUGCUGGACCAGGAACUGGAGCUGCAAAGCUGCCCAUUCCGGACACGCCCAUCGUCUCGAUUGCAUCUGGGACGAUGAGCGAGAGCACCACCACAACCACCGCAACCAAGACGACGCCGACGCCAUUCUCCCAGGAGCAGCUACUGACCAUGAUGUCUCACCAUGUCGCUAAGGAUACCGAAGCCGAAGCGAAGGAGGAGGCAGCUGCUGCUGCUGCCGGCAAGGAGGCCGAACAACCAUCCAAGUCUACAAAGGACGUAAUCCAAGGAGAAGCAGCACAAGCUCCAAAACCAUCUCCAAAUCAUGUAGAAUCCAAUAGUAACAGCAAUGGCAGUAGUGACCCCAAGAAGUCAACCUCCCCUAGUAAUAGUCAUAACGCUAAUCACGCCACCAGCGAUUCGGCGCCGUUCUCGCAGGUCUUCGCCCUGCUGGGGGAGACACCCGGCGCGGAGCUGACGCGGCCGGAGCUCAGGUGUCGUCAGUACGGGGCCACAGCCAAGGGCAAGACCCAGGAUGACCAGAAUGUCGGCAAGCGACAGAAGAAGAAAAAGACAAAAAACCAUGCUUGGGAGGACAGUGAUUUUAAUGAUCUCGACGACGCAUCAUUGAAGAAACUACUCGAAGAGGCCUACUGGUAUCGCAAUCCUGGCGACAGAAAGAACAAAAGUGAGCGUUUUCUGCAAAUGCUCAAAAAGGCUGAGUACGACGAGGAGAUCUCUUAUCGUGCCAUCAAAACCUGCCUCACACUCAACCCAUCGGCACUAGCGUCCGGCGUGCAAGCAGGCUCCAGUUCCGCCGGUGGCAACAAUAACAGUGCUGGACACCAUAACCACCACAAUCUGUACCAUCACCACAAUAAUCAACACUACAACCACCACGCCAGCAUCAAUCACCGGUCGGGGGAUACACAGACAGGACAGGCAGGGCGGCACAAGCAGGGCGGCUCCCUGCAGGAUCUCGUCGAGGCGGCGCACCGCAGCGAGCUGGCCACCACAUCGGCGGCGGCGGCGGCAGCGGCAGCGGCGGCAACGGCAGCAACCCAACGUUUCAACUGUGAUUACCAGCUAAGUGGCCGUUCCAAUCGUCGCCUUCAAAACCAGAACCAGAAUCAGCACAACCAAAACUCGACCACCACCAACACCUCAUCCAGCAACAACAACAACAACAACAACGGUAGUAACAACACCUCCAAGAAGAUCAAGAACUCGUCCGUUUCGGGACGACAGCGUGAAGGUGGUAGCCUGCCCAGCAACGUCAACAAUAUUGACGCCACGGCCAUGGACUCGAAGCAUUCGAAGCCGCAAGAGGUGGGCGGUGAGGCGGGUUCCUCGCAAGGAUCGGCAGGGAAGCAACAGAGCAGCACUGGCAGCUGCUGUAGCUUGCCCAGCCAGCUGGGCGAGGUGGAUACUUGUUCGCUGACAGCCCAGUUCCUGACGAACGAGGACGACAGCGGCAAGCCUGUGAAACGCGACCACCUGCUGGAACACUUGGAGAAGCAUGCUCCGCCGACGCCUCACUCGAUGACCUUCAUGGGCGCCAAGCUGCUGCGCGAGAGCAUGGAGCAGGAACAGGCCGAGACUGCUGAGGCCAGUGGCUACAAGGAGGCCUCUGUCGAGGAUCCGCUGCGCUUUGCCGUCCUGGAGAACACGCUGCAGCAGCAGGCCUACUAUCUGGCCGCCCUGACGGGUCAGUUCGGGCUGGGCAUAGAGCAGGAGCCGAAGCGCAAGGUGGAGGCGGGCUAUGUCUCCCUCAACGACAACUACACGGCCUGUUCGUCGGUCUACGGCGGCGGUGCUGGAUCGCUGCCUGCCCCCGAGUCCGGCAAGGCCUCCACUUCGUCCUCGGCCAAUUCGGCCUCUCCCUCCGAGGCCGUGGGCGGCGGUGAGCUGCGUCCGGCGAAGAUAGGUCGCAUGGUUUCGGCUGCUGCCUCGGCGGCUGCAGCCUCUAUGGGUGGCAAGGCCACCACGCGCCAGUUGGACGAGAACGGCAAUGCGUUGGGUGAAGGAUACGGCGGUAAUAAUGGCAACGGCAAUGGUAACGGCAGCUCCUCCAAUGGCAACGGUAAUGGCAAUGGCAAUGGAAACCAGUUCACCGCUCUGAUCACUACCACUGUGGGCGGCAGUGCCCCCACCUCGUCGGCCGUCCACCGGCAGAUGCUGUCCACGGGCUCGAACACCACCACCACGGCCAUGGCUGCAGCGGCAGUGGCCGCCUCCUACAGCCAGCUCCAGCAGGCACCGGGCAGCGGAACUGUAUCAGUAUCGGGCGCCGGAUCGGGCCUCGCUCCGCCCAGCACCAAGCUGAAGGCCAAGAAGAAGUCGCAGCAGGACCGCAACACCAAGACCGUCGACGUGGAGUCGCAGGCCGGCUACCGGGGCAAGGAUCCCGUCGAGCAGCUGGUCAAGUACAUUGAGAACGACGGCAACGGCAGUGGCGGCAGCGCGGCCGCCCAGCAGAAGAAGAAGGAGCGCAAGAAGCAGAAUAAGCUGAAGAAGAGCAACUCGCUGGAGGAGCUGCGUAGCUGCUCCAAGAUGGAGGUGGACGACCUGAAGCGACAGUCGGCCACCACGGAGAUGAUGCGUCAAAAGAAGGGCUCGAACAACGGUGGCUCAUCCGGUUCCACCGGCUCCGCUGGCUCCUCCGCCAGCGGCAAGCACAACUCGUCCUCCGUGGCCGACAUCAGCAAGAACUGCAGCAAGGAGCAGCAGGCCCAGCCGGCGCCACAACCGGUCCAGGUCCAGGUCCGUUCCGGCAACUCGGGAACGCAACAGAGGAAGGGCGAACGCCGCUCCUGGGGCACCGAGGAGCUGCAGUACCUGGGCAAUGACCAGGAGGUGGCUGCCACUUGGUCCGAGCCGGAGAGCCUCGGCCAGAAGCUGCCGCUCGCCCUCACACGCAUGUCCGAGCUGGAGGCCCUCAAUACCGUGCUCUCGGAGACGGCCGAGUUCCAUGUGGUGACCAAGAAGAAGAAACCAAAGAAGCAGCGGGCAGUGACCAUGGACGAUGCUGCCGUGGCGGCCGCCGCCCACACCGGGGGCAAUCUUCAGAGGAUGCAGCAGAUCACCAAGUCUGCCUCCUCCAACAUGAUGUCCCAGCGGAUGCACUACUACACCCCCUACAACAACAACAACAACAGCAACAACAACAACAAUGGAGCCGGAAAUGUCGGAAACUAUUACAAGCAACAACAACAACAACAACAGCAACAGUACCAGGAGCACCACCAGCCGGGCCAGCAGCACCACCAUCACCAUCAUCAUCACCACCACCAUCACCACCACAGUGGAUCCGCGGUGGCCAACCAGGUGGACAGCUCCCGCCGGAAGUCCACGUCCUCGAUGCCGCCCUCCGAGAAGUCCGAUUCCAGCGACCUGGACUCGGUCCACUCGCUGCCCAUCCAAACGGGCAAGAAGAAGAGCCUGGGCGGCAGCGGUGGCGGCACCAACAAGCCGAAAGGCGGAGCUGGCGGAGGACAGGGCGGCUCCAAGCAGGGAAAGCAGAACAGCCCGUCACCGGCACCCAUCUCGUAUGCGGACAUUGCCAGGAACAAGCAGGAGGCGAUGAACAAUGCCAUUGCCAGCGACACCGAGCUGGAGCUGGGCAAGAGCAGCAAGUCCAAGACCCGGCCUGAUUUCCCAGAACUGCCGGGACCCGCCUCGUCGGCGGUCAGCAGUGCCACCCAGUCGGCCGCCAAUCCCGGCCAGACGUCGGCGCCGUCCUACUCCCAGAGCCUGAACGCCACGCCCGGCAGCAGCAGCAGCGAUGCCGAGACCAGCUUCGCCUCCCCGGAGUUGCCCUCGCAGGCCCAGAUCCCGGCGGAGAUCGUCAACAUUACCAGCGCCAGUGCCGGCAGCACCAAUGGCGGAGCAGCAUCGAUGGUUAGCUCCGCGAGCUCAGGUUUCACCCCGUCACCGCCGGCGCUCCAGAAGUCCAAGAGCGUGGAGCACGACGCCAGCUACAGUUGCACCAGCAGCAACCUGGACCAGCAGUACCCGGCGCUGGAGAAGACCGUCAAGCGGCACAGCACCAACAACGUAUCGCUGGCGGUGUCUGCCACGCCCACCACCUCCGCACACGCCUCGACUCCGGGCGGCUCCUCCUCGCUGUACAACUUUGCGGCUGCGGCCAAGCAGUCAGCCAUUACUACCUCAGUUCUAGCCGCAGCCUCGUCUGCCUCGUCGUCCACGUCCACGUCCACGUCGUCGUCGUCCAACGCCUCGACCACAUCCUCAUCGUCAUCGUCGUCGGCCUCCAUCGCUGCCGCCGGCAAGCUCAAGAGCAAGCCCAAGGAGCUGUCGCCGAGCAGCAAGAAGUUGUCGCCGAAGCCUAGUCAGGAUGAGACUCUGGGGGCCCCGAAGGCCACAACCAGCACAGCCACCAGCACGACUCAGAAGUCGACGGCUGCCACCCAGACGGAGGGAGCCAAGAAGCUGACGAUGAAGCCCAGUGGCGGAGCCCUGGAAUCCACCGCCGGACGACGGGCAGUGAUCAUCCUGAACGAUGAUCGCGACGCGUCGGGUCGGGGCAACAACGAGUUCAUCUUCGGGGACUUUAACGAGGACGAGCUGAAGCUCUUCGACGACAACGAGGAGGAGGAGGAGGAGGAGGAGGACGACAAGGAGAAGGAGAAGGGCAAGGGUUCUUCCAACAAGCAGCAGCAGACGGAGACGCAAACCGAGCCAGAGGGAGAGUCCAACGAGACGGAGCUGGAGGCAGAGGACGAUCCGGAGGAGGAGGAGGAUCGGCAGCCGCGGGCCGAGAAACGAAGGCCCAACGACCGGGAGCAGGAGCAGCUGAACGACUCGGGCACUGCCUCGGAUGUGGUCAACAGCUCCGCCAGCCUGGACAUGCUGUCGAUCUCCGCGGAGGCCGCCCAGUCGUCGCCCAAUGCGGCGGCCACCGCCUCCUCCUCGAGCGCCGUCAGCCUCAUUAACUCGUCCACGCCCUCGGCCAGCGCUUCCAAUUCGUCGUCAUCCGUUUCCAUAUCUUCCACCGCUUCCGGCUCGGCGUCCUCGGCCUCCUCGUCCUCCGGCAAUGUGGGCGCCUGCCUGGCCUCCGUGUCCGGCAUGCUGGCCAACCAGUCGGGCGACAGCGGCAUCUACGCCGCCGCCAACACGUCCGUGAAGGAGCACGUCAACCACUUCCUGAGCAAGGCCAGCAGCAGCGAGGAGAUGCUGCCCUCCAACGUGGCCAUCUCCAUGCAGCAGCUGGAGACGUGCAACGACAUCGAGGCGGCCAUCAUUGCCGCCGCCCGGGCUGCCGCCGCCGCCAGGAGCACCAGCUGCAGCAGAAGCAACUCGCAGGAGUCCAAGCAGCAGCAUCAGCACCACCACCAUCAUUACCACCACCAGGAGCGAAUCAAGAAUCCCAGUGGCAAGGCCGGCACCGCCAUGCCCGUGUACAUGGCCUACAACCACGGCGACGAGGAGGAGGAUGAGGAGUGCCUCCAGGAAUUGAGUUUCAUGGCCGACCUGAGGAGCGACGCUGCCACGCCCACGCCCCCGGAGGGAGUCACUCUGCUGCCGGCGCAGGCCGUCUCCACGCGACCGGCGAUGAUGACCAACACGGAGCUGAUAGUGGAUUACAUAGCCAACACUUGGAAUGCCAUUGCCAACAGCAAGUAUGUGACCUACUACAACGAGCAGGAGCAAGAGACUUAGGCAGGAUCGGGAUCUUACCAGGAUGAUGGCUAAGAUCGGUGAAGGAGAAGAAGAAGAAGCAGCUGCAGCAACGCCAUCUAUCGCAGAUGUUAUGUGUUUGGAUUGCAUGUCUGAAUCGCGUUGUCUAUUAUUACUAUUAUUAUUACUAUUAUUAUUAUUAAUAUUAUUGCUAUUUUUUUUUUUGUAAUUGUUGUGCUGGGCCAUCGUUUACACACACAUAUAUAUAUAUAUACCGAUUAUGCGCAUACAUUAUGAAUAAUUGCUAUAACGAUGAUACGCUUUUAUGCUAAUUAAAGUAACGGUAAACAAUUACGAUAACGAUAACGAUUAUGAGGAGCCUAUUGGAUGGCAAAAGAACGUUAAUAUGUAGAUCUAUCACAGUAAUACCCCCCCUUUAGUGUGAGCUUGUGUGUGUGCAUGCCAUGUGUGUGUGAGUGAGAGUGUAAGUGUGUGUGUGUGCGUGUCUAGGAUCAUAGGGAUAUAUCCAUGCAUAGGUCUAGGAACUAUAUAGAGAGAGACAGUCAGGAUAGCCAGUUCUCCCAGCUGUGAAUAAUAGGGAAGAAUAUAACGGUCGAGCAGAGCCGAGUUAUCGGAUAUCAUCCGUAUAUAUAUAUAUUUAUUUAAAAAAAGAAAGAGAAAGAAAAGGUAAAAGAAAGAGAAAGAUAAUGGAAUCAAGCAUUUGGGAUCUGCUUUUGUUAUUUUAAAACACACAACCUUCAGGCUCCUUGAAACGCAACGUUUUACCAUAAACUACAACUAUUACUAUUAACUAUUACUCAAUUAUGAUUACUAUUGCCUAUUAUUA
Molecule: messenger RNA, 7314 nt
Organism: Drosophila bipectinata
Lineage: Eukaryota; Metazoa; Arthropoda; Insecta; Diptera; Drosophilidae
Gene: tyf
Product: twenty-four
Source: RefSeq, a predicted model, not a curated record